CGUCACAGCCGCUAACCAAUCAGAGAGCUGCUAGCCUGCCUCGGCUGUCGUCUGAUCUGUAUGAGCAAAACACAGAGCCACGGUUAGAUCACUUUAAGGUUUAUUAGGGAUUUAAACCCAUGUUUCAGGUUCCUGCUGCGGUCUCAUGGUUCACGAUCACACUCAGGAGAACAGAACCCGAUCAGAACCAUGGCCCUCGCUGAGGAGCAGCCUGAGAAACAUUGCUGGGUGUGUUUUGCCACGGAGAGAGAUGACCACAGUGCCGAGUGGGUGAGCCCCUGCAGGUGUAAAGGCUGCACUAAGUGGAUCCACCAGUCGUGUCUGCAGCGCUGGCUGGAUGAGAAGCAGAAGGGAAACAGUGGAGGGUCGGUGAGCUGUCCGCAGUGUGGCACAGAGUAUCGGAUCACCUUCCCCACGAUGGGCCCGGUGGUGUAUUUCCUGCAGCAGGUAGACCGCGCUCUGUCUCGGGCCAGCCCAUUCGCUGCCGUCGGCGUGGUGGUCGGUACGGUGUACUGGUCGGCCGUCACAUACGGAGCCGUGACGGUCAUGCAGGUGGUGGGACAUAAGAAGGGUCUGUACGUGAUGGAGCGAGCCGACCCGCUCUUCCUGCUCAUGGGUCUGCCCACCAUCCCCGUGGUUCUGGUGCUGGGGAAGAUGAUCCGCUGGGAGGAUUACAUCGUGAGGCUGUGGCAGAGAUACGCCUACAGGGGGAAGCUGCCGCCAGGUCGGUAUCUGCCCCGGGUCCCUGUGGAUGGACCUGGAUCAGGAGACCACCUCUCUGUGUCCAGGACUCUGUGUGGGGCUCUCAUCUUUCCCACCAUCGCCAAUCUGGUUGGACGGCUGCUGUUUGGACGGACAAACUCAAAUCUUCAGCGCACUAUACUGGGCGGCAUCGCUUUCACGCUAAUCAAAGGCGUGUUGAAGGUGUAUUUCAAGCAGCAGCAGUACAUCAUUCAGGCCAAACGACAGAUCCUCAACUUCCCCGAGAGGAACGGGGAGGGACAAUAUGAGGGCGCAGACGAGGACACGGAGGACAGCGGGAAUGAGUAGAUUCACUGAGGACGACAGAGACUGUUGGGCAGGAAGAGAUCCAGAGCUGACCGUAGAAAAGUAAAACAUAAGUUUCCAUAAAUCAAACGAAUUAUCUGUUCUAACCUGAGGUGAGUGCUGGUGCAGAGAGGGAGGAGGGUUCUGAAGAGACGUUUGAUUAUCUCUUCAACGUGUGGUUUCAAAUUAACACGUCUCUCAGACUACAACAUACUGUAUCACACUGUAAGAGAUAUGAACGGCCACACCUGUACGACUGAGCCUUAAAGAUUCACCUCCACAGUUUGAGACGGGACAUCAGGGGUUAGUUUAGAUAUCCAGUGAUGUUCACUGAGUUUACAUGGUAUUUAUCUCAGUCCUUCAAUUCUUUAAUGUAAUCAAUAUAACGCAUCAAAAAAUACCCCAACCUCCUCCCGUCAGUACUUUAAGUUUGUUUGCCUGUUAUAGUCAGACGUGACGACUACUGAAUCACAGUUUAUUUAUUUUGUGCUCCUAGAGCUGCAAUAAGACAGAGUUCAGACGACCUGAGUGUGACCUGAUUAAUACAGUGAGAGUUAAAUGAAAUGUUUUCAGAACCAGAACGUGACAAGGAAGUUUCUUGAGUUGUUGAGGCUGCAGAUUCUUGAUGAAGGUAAAACGGCAACAUCAGCAGACAAACUGUAAGAGGAGUCCUGCUCUCGAGAUCUUGAUUAUAACAAUCUUAAUGCAACGAAACGCCAGAGUUUAGUGCUCAGAGACGUGUAGACAAGAAGCUAGAAUUCUAGAACUCUGAGAUUAAAGUCAGAAUUCUAGAACUUUGAGAUUAAAGUCAGAAUUCUAGAACUUUGAGAUUAAAGUCAGAAUUCUAGAACUUUGAGAUUAAAGUCAGAAUUCUAGAACUUUGAGAUUAAAGUCAGACUUCUAGAACUUUGAGAUUAAAGUCAGACUUCUAGAACUCUGAGAUUAAAGUCAGAAUUCUAGAACUCUGAGAUCAAAGUCAGACUUCUAGAACUCUGAGAUUAAAGACAGAAUUCUAGAACUCUGAGAUUAAAGUCAGAAUUCCAGAACGCUGAGAUCAAAGUCAGACUUCUAGAACUCUGAGAUCAAAGUCAGAAUUCUAGAACUCUGAGAUCAAAGUCAGAAUUCCAGAACGCUGAGAUCAAAGUCAGACUUCUAGAACUCUGAGUUAAAGACAGAAUUCUAGAACUCUGAGAUUAAAGACAGAAUUCUAGAAUUCUAAUUUAAAUCUCAAAAUUCUAGAACUCUGAGAUUAAAGUCAGACUUCUAGAACUCUGAGUUAAAGACAGAAUUCUAGAACUCUGAGAUUAAGUCAGAAUUCCAGAACGCUGAGAUCAAAGUCAGACUUCUAGAACUCUGAGAUCAAAGUCAGAAUUCUAGAACUCUGAGAUUAAAGUCAGACUUCUAGAACUCUGAGAUUAAAGUCAGACUUCUAGAACUCUGAGUUAAAGACAGAAUUCUAGAACUCUGAGAUUAAAGUCAGAAUUCCAGAACGCUGAGAUCAAAGUCAGACUUCUAGAACUCUGAGAUCAAUGUCAGAAUUCUAGAACUCUGAGAUCAAAGUCAGAAUUCCAGAACUUUUAAGAUUAAAGUCAGACUUCUAGAACUCUGAGUUAAAGACAGAAUUCUAGAAUUCUAAUUUAAAUCUCAAAAUUCUAGUACUCUGAGAUUAAAGUCAAAAUCCUAGAACUUUAAGAUUAAAGUCAAAAUUCUAGAACUUUGAGAUCAAAGUCAGAAUUCUAGACCUCUGAGAUCAGCCGUGCGUGGUCAGGCUGUUGUUGGGUGUGGAUUACAAUGAUUCAGGACUUGGGUCUGAUUUUGCUGGAGGGGAGACGGGCAGAGCUUCAGUGUCAGCUGUUUGAAUUUAUGUGGAUUCCUUUAAAAACAUUCAGCCUUAAAUGAAACGUCUUCCAGUUGCCGUGCCUUCUCUAAAGCACUUUAAGCAGAAACAGCCUUACGACUCAGCUAAAAACCAAUAACACGACAUCGUUUCACUCCUCCUCUGUAUCCGCUGCCGUUUCAUGAUGCGUCGCUUUUUCCUCCAGACGUCUGACGCCACUCGAACACACCAUCACUUCAUAUUUCAGGUAUUCUAGCAGCUGUUCUGAUUACAGAGCGGUGCUGCUGUUUGCAAACAAAUCCAGUCUUACAUGUACCUCACUCCCUCUUAACUGACACAACCACCUUAACUCUCGUUGCAUCCUCGUGCACACGUCUCAAACGUUUGAUAUCCGGUUUGAUAUUUUGAUCUGCUUUGAGACCGAAUGUGUGGAGAUAAAACUCGUCAGAGCAUUUCAAAGAUGUUUUAUAUGAUUGAUUCUAUGAGUUUAUUGUAGAUUAUUGCACUUCUUCUUCUUGCUGCACAGCUUCGAGUUUGAACUAUAAGAACAUAAGUUAGAGAUUUAUCAUGAUACUGGAAACUGAGCUGAAAAACUCUGCCAUGCCCGAGUUGUCAGUUUUAAAAGGACGAACUGAGAAAUGUCGCCAUCGCGCUCUUAUUAAAGUAUUUGUUUUUCCUUUUUCUUUUUGCCAAAUGCACCAGCUCUGGGACUUCAAGUGCACGCUGUCAUUAAAUUUAAAAGAAGCUCUUGUUUUAUUGUGUUGUUGAAUAAAUUGUUAAAUAAAGCUCUUUUGCAGAACA
This is a messenger RNA of Notolabrus celidotus (New Zealand spotty), 3685 nucleotides long. RefSeq names its product membrane-associated ring finger (C3HC4) 5, like (gene marchf5l). NCBI's taxonomy places the organism in Eukaryota, Metazoa, Chordata, Actinopteri, Labriformes, Labridae. Gene Ontology annotation, molecular function: zinc ion binding. The transcript is spliced from 7 exons. Bases 190 to 1050 code for a protein of 286 amino acids. The record is from RefSeq and is a predicted model, not a curated record.